Miscanthus lutarioriparius is the source of this 2361-nucleotide messenger RNA. The record is from the annotation of a GenBank genome assembly. Lineage: Eukaryota; Viridiplantae; Streptophyta; Magnoliopsida; Poales; Poaceae.
AUGCAGACUUCUGAAGUGUAUAGUGAAAAAGUUACAGUUUUCACAAUGCAUGAUCUGGUGCAUGACUUGGCAAUUUCACUCCUUGACAACAAACUUCUGGAUAAGAGCAAACGAGAAAAUAAUUUGGGAAGAAGCAGCCAUUACCAAUAUGCGUUGCUUGGAGAUUGCAGCAUGCCACUGUGGUUGAAAAGUGCAGCUGAGUUAAUAGCACUGCGUUUUCUUGACUGUCGCAGCACUGAACUACACGGUGCUGCAUUUGCACCUGCUAGGUCCCUGAGAGUAUUGGAUUUAAGCGAGUGUUGCAGCCCCAAGUUGCCAGAUUCCAUUGGUGAAUCAGAAUCUUUGUGGAGCCUGAGCCGAUUGGAGCAUUUGAGUUUAUCAGGGUGCACGAUCAACGCAGACCUGGCUAAAGCACUAUGCGGCCUCACGGAACUGCAAUAUUUGGAUCUAUCGCAAGUCCCUUGCUCGGGAAACCUCUGCAGAGGGCUACAACAAGUCUUGGUCACGUUCACUAAACUCAGGUUCUUGGAUGUACGUGGAGUCCUCGACUGGAACGGAGUUGGCGGGGCUGAAACCGAGACUUUUAUUGAGGCCAUCAGCAGACUUUCCCGUCUAGAGUGUCUUUAUAUAGGUUGGAAUGAUUGUCUGCAUAAUAUACCCGAAUCCAUUGGCAACCUCAGAAAGCUACGCACACUAGAUCUCUCGCAUUGCGUCAACCUGGAGAGGCUGCCAGCUGCCAUAUCUAGAAUUGACAACAUGAAGUUUCUAAAUGUAGCUCGUUGCGACAGAUUGGAUAAGUCCACUCUACCUCUGUACAAGAAUGUUGCAGUGUUGUUACCAUAUUUUGUGGUCCAUGCUGGUGAUAGUGAAUCUAGCAGCAACCUAUAUCAGCUUGAAUAUGAAAAUCCCACUAAAGUGGAGAUGAUCGGGCUUGAGAAUGUGAAGUCCGCAGGAGAGGCGCAGAAAAUAAUGCUGGUGAAAAAGCAUAGGAUUAAAAAGCUGGGACUAGUAUGGACUCGAGAUGCAAAGAGAUUUGUGGACGACGAGGAUAUUUUGAAACAACUAGUGCCACCAUACAAUGUAGGACAAAUGAGACUGCAAGGUUAUAAUAGCGCAGGCUUUCCAUCCUGGAUGAUGGACAUUGCUACCUAUCUUCCUCAUCUCGUAGAUGUUACCCUGGAGGACAUGCCCAAUUGCAGUAGCCUACCACCACUUGGUCAGUUACCAAACCUUGAAAAGCUGCGGAUCAGACGAAUGGAUAGCAUCAGGAAGAUUGGCCAGGACCUGUACGGGGACGGGGGCUCGAAAAGAAGAUCAUUUCCUCGACUUCGGAGCUUUGAACUGCAGGAAAUGAAAUGCCUCGAGGAGUGGAACACGUCAUGCUCAUAUCCCAGCAGUGGCGACGAUGAUUCGAAGGACCAAGCGUUCCCCAACCUAGAGGAUUUGGUUAUAGCAGACUGCCCCAUGCUGAGAUUCAAAUCCUUGUUACCUCUAGCGGAGCAGACGUCUCUGGGUUGGAAUAGGAACACGACCAUAAUCCGUAGUGGCCAAGUCAUACCGUCGUCAUGGAAGUGCAGUGCCGAAUUCGAUGCUUACUCCUCUGCAGCAACCACCUGCCUUCGGGUACAGCGCUGUGAAGCGCCUCUGCGUCAGUGGAGCUUGCUUCGCCACCUCCCUUGCCUCAAAGAAUUACGCAUUGAGGACUGCAGCGAUCUCACAUGCAGCUCAACAGAUUUGCUUCGCUGUCUUCCCUCCCUCGAGGCUCUAUAUGUCAGAGAUUGCAAAAGCAUUGCUGCACUGCCAGAGAGGCUAGGAGACCUCACCUCUCUCAAGAAACUUAAGAUACGUAAUUGUGAAGGUGUCAAGGCUCUGCCAGAGAGCAUACAACAACUCACCUGCCUCCAGUGCCUAAAAAUUUAUAGCUGCCCUCAGCUAGUUCAGUGGUGCAAAUCGGAGGAGAAUAAGAUGAAGCUCGCUCACAUCAAACAAAUCAUAAUAGAUUAUGUGCGGCUAUGUGUGAUCAGCAUGCAGGAGUCAGAUAGGGAAGUCGAGACAAAAUUGCAGUACAAGAAUGAGGCAAUCCUUUUACCAAAUUUUGUGGUCCAUGCUGCUGACGGUGAAGCUAUUAGUAAUAUUUAUCAGCUAGAAUAUGAAAAUCCUACUAACUUUGUGAUUUGCAGGCUUGAAAAAGUGAAGUCUGCAGAAGAUGCCCAGAGAAUAAAGCAGGUGGAAUGCCUAGAGGAAGAGGUGUGGAAAACACGUCCCAGUGAUGAGGAUGGUUCGAAUGAGCUCGUGUCAAUACAAGGCUGCGUACCUGUGCUAGUUAAGCACAUGAUCAUAUACACAGUAGCGAUGAAGUAA